Molecule: messenger RNA, 1387 nt
Organism: Ctenopharyngodon idella (grass carp)
Lineage: Eukaryota; Metazoa; Chordata; Actinopteri; Cypriniformes; Xenocyprididae
Product: aerolysin-like protein
Exons: 2
Coding region: 142-1095 (317 amino acids)
Cellular component (GO): extracellular region
Source: RefSeq, a predicted model, not a curated record
AAUCAGGGUCUCUGGGUGUGUUUUUCCAGCUCUAUUUAAGAAGCAACCCAAGCAAACACAUCUCACCUUUCUGACUUUCACCAGACGAGCUGAUCUUGACAAGUUCAUCAGACUACAGUUACACUUAUAUCUACUUUAAAGAUGUCCGACGCCUACCCAACAACUCUGCAAAAAGUCGGUGGUAAAGGAGGUGCUCCAUUUUCACUGAUUGGUAAAGAUAACGGUGCCAGUUUAGAGAAGAUCGGGGUGUGGGUGGGAGGAGUGCAGGUGAAGGCUGUCAAGGUUUGGCUUUCAGAUGGCAAAAGUAAAACCUUUGGAAAACCAGCAGGCCAAUAUCAAGAGUACGCGUUCAAACUUGGUGAGCGUUUCACCUCACUGUCCCUUUGGGACAACGGAGAGGGAACACGUCUUGGAGCCAUCAAAUUCAAGACAAACGAGGGUGGAAUUUUUUUUGCAAAAAUGACAGAUAAUGAACUACCAACAGAAAUCCCUAUCGAUGUCGGCUCUGGGUAUUGUUUGGGCAUUGAGGGAAAAUGUGGGGGAGACAUUGACAACAUGGGAUUCAUGUUUCUCAAUGCAGUUGAGUCGACAGUUCUCACUAAUGUCAGUUAUCCCACUAUCAACCAACUGAUACCAAAGGUGACAGUGGAAGAGCUGAAAUCUGCCACUUACAAGAAUGAAACCUCCACUAAUCAAGAGCAAAUAAUCGAAAUCUCAAAAAAAGUGACCAAAACAGCUUCAUGGUCACUGAGUUACAGCUUUACAGAAACAUUUGGUGUGGAAGUGAAGGCUGGGAUUCCAGGGAUUCUAGAAGUUUCUACAGGAUACAGUGUCACCAUUGGCGCAGAAAGCACUUACAGACUGGAGCAGACAGACGAGAUAACCGAAACUCUGACUACCACUGUAGAUGUGCCACCAGCAAAGGUGGUGGAUGUUGACAUCACCAUUGGAAGAGCCACCUUUGACCUGCCUUACACUGGAACAGUGAAGAUCACUUGCAAGAACGGCAGUGUGUUAGAGUAUGAAACCGAGGGCACUUACAAAGGAGUCACUUACACCGAUAUCAAAGUGAACACUAAAGAAUCUGAUCUGUGAUGUUAAGACAGAUUGUUCUUGGUUGGUCUUUAUCUGAUUUUACCAACAGUGUAGCAGUUGCUAUACCUUUGAUUGUGUUUUGUUCAAGCUUUUCUUUCCAUUGAUCUUUGCUCAAUGAUUUUAAACAUGGGGAAUAUAUAUACUCAGCAUUGUCUUUUUCAAAUAAUGUUUUCUGAUUCUAUUUCAAAACUAUUCAUAUGGCUUUUUGUAAUCAGUAAAAGAUUGUGAUUUACUUCAUCAUGCAAGAAUUUCAAAUGUUUAACAUUUAAUAAAAGCAUUGCAUUUAAAUGAA